This is a messenger RNA of Spirodela intermedia, 1205 nucleotides long. The record is from the annotation of a GenBank genome assembly. NCBI's taxonomy places the organism in Eukaryota, Viridiplantae, Streptophyta, Magnoliopsida, Alismatales, Araceae.
AUGCUGGAGAAGAUUCUGGAACGGGAAAGAGAAGAUUUGCAAAAGGAAAGGGAAGACAACCGGAAAGAGAAACAAAGGCGGCAAAAUAUGGGGACAAUUAUCGUAGGCACUCUUCGUCAUGUUAAGCAGGUACGAUGAAUAUAUAUACUGUUAGAGCGAGAGCGAGAGAGAGAGAGAGAGAGCAGCUCGCUGGUGAGGACUGGAAUGCACAGGCGAUAACAAGUGCCUAUCCUACUUCUUUGGAAAUGAGUACAAAUGAAAAGAUGGGGACAAUAGGACCAGCACAUGGUUGUUCUGGCUACACGACAUCCGAGAUACUUUUCCAAAUGGAAAAAAAUAUACACUACCAUAGUUACUGAUUAGUGGAUGAUUGCCAGAUUGUCAACUAGAACCCUCUUGAGCUAAUAGAGGUCAGAUGCGUAUGCUCAUCAACAGGCCUUAAAAUACCAAAUAUAUACGGAUAAAAAUAUUAUUUUUGUAUUUCUUUCAACUGCCCAUGUGCUCGGUUGCCAGAUUGGAAAAAAAUGGUCUAAAUGGAAAAGUCUCUCGGAUGUCAUGUAGCCCGCCCUGUUAUACCAGAACAACCAUGUGCUGGCCCUGUUGUGCGCAUCUUUUCAUUUGUACUCAUUUCAAAGAAGUAGGAUAGGAACUUGUUAUCGCCUGUACAUUCCAGUCCUCACCAGCGAGCUCCUCUCUCUCCCUCCCUCUCUCUCUCUCUCUAACAGUAUAUAUAUUCAUCGUACCUGCUUAACAUGACAUAGGUUACGAACCAAUUUUUUCCAAACUGCCCAUUUUACCAUUUUUUUGGUAAAUGGGGAGUUGAAAAAAAUACAAAAAUAAUAUUUUUUAUCUGUACAUAUUUGGUAUUUUAAGGCCUGUUGAUGAGCAUACGCAUCUGACCUCUAUGAGAGAGAGAGAGAGAGAGAGAGAGAGAGAGAGAGAGAGAGAGAGAGAGAGAGAGGAGUACGGUUUAAUAGUCAAGUCAUUUUCCCCCUUCUUCCCUUCGUUGUUCCACCUUGUAAGGGAACAUGGCUGGCCCUGAUUGUAGCUUGUUGACUUCUCAAGUAUUCAAGCCCCCUGAACAGUUCGAUCUAACUGUGGGAACUACAAUUUUACGGAUGGCUCUAACUGUGAGAGAUGAGGCCAUUCAGCCCGUUUCUAUUUUUUUCCUUUUGUUGGGUUGGAUUGGUCAACAGCUUCGAUGA